Colletotrichum godetiae is the source of this 3828-nucleotide messenger RNA. RefSeq names its product glucose-methanol-choline oxidoreductase. Gene Ontology annotation, molecular function: oxidoreductase activity, acting on CH-OH group of donors. The transcript has 9 exons. NCBI's taxonomy places the organism in Eukaryota, Fungi, Ascomycota, Sordariomycetes, Glomerellales, Glomerellaceae. The coding region runs from base 1 to 3828 and encodes 1275 amino acids. The record is from RefSeq and is a predicted model, not a curated record.
AUGGAGGGCACUGCGGAGCCCAACGGUUACGACCACCAACAGACCAACGGUCACAACGGCGAGUCCAACGGUCGCACCGAGCCUGACUACACAAAGUCUUUCGACAACCCCUAUCAAGUCACGGAACCCCGUGAGGGAUAUCGUCAGGUCAACGACACAUUUGACCCUGUCACUGGCGCUUACCCCCGCAUCUCCCGUCCCGUUGAGCUGAUCCGCCCGUCCUAUGACGUUGUUGUCAUCGGCUCCGGAUAUGGUGGCGCGGUCGCCGCCAGCCGCAUGGCACGUGGAAACAAGAAGGUUUGCUUGCUUGAGCGUGGCAAGGAGAAGUGGCCCGGCGAGUUCCCCUCUGAGAUCAUCCCGGCCGUGAAGGAACUUCAUACUACCAACGCAGCCACGGACGGUCUUCUUGGUGGUAUUGGAAAGUUGGGCACCGGUGGUGAUCCGACUGGGCUUUACCAUCUCAUCGUCGGCGAUGGCCAAAAUGCCUUUGUUGGCAAUGGCUUGGGCGGAACGAGUUUACUUAACGCCAAUGUCUUCCUCGAAGCAGAUGAAGGGGUUCUGAACCUGCCCAUCUGGCCCGAGGAGCUACGCCCAGGGGUACUGAAGCCAUAUUACAAGCGCGCCGCCGAGGUCCUGGAGCCUAAGAAGUAUCCAAAGGACUUCCCCAAGCUGCACAAGCUAGAGACGCUCGAGAAGCAGGCCAAGCUCAUGGGCUGGAGCGAGAAGUUCGACCGCGUACCCCAGACUACCCGCUUCGAGGAUGGCGAGAACAGCACUGGUGUCUACAUGCGAGCCUCUACGCUUAGUGGUCAAGACACUACCGGCCUCAACGAUGGCAGCAAUGACGCCUGGAACUGGGGUACCGAGAUGUUCUGCCAGUGCGAGGUUCGGUACGUCACCAAAGCUCAGGAUCGCGAGGGCUAUAUCGUGCACUUUGCGUGGCACGGUGGAAAGCGCGCCAACUUCAAGGACCUCUUUUACGAGGAUCUAAUGUGGGUUCACGCCAAGGAGCUGGUUUUCUUCGGCGCUGGCAGCAUCGGAACUACAGAGAUCUUGCUCCGCAGCAAGCAGUUCGGCUUGGACAUGAGCCCCGACGUGGGACACGGAAUGAGUGGCAACGGUGACAUUCUCGCCUUCGGUUACAACACUAGCGAGUAUGUCAACGGCAUGGGACGUGAAGACCCCCCACCAAACCGUCCUGUUGGGCCCUGCAUUACGGGUAUCAUCGACUGCCGGACAGGUGUGGAGAACCCUCUGGAUGGCUUUGUCGUCGAGGAGGGUGCUAUUCCCGCCGCUCUCGCGCCCUUCUACCAGGCAAUGCUCACUUAUUUGCCCGGCAGAGUUUUUCCAGAGAACAUUUCCAUCAAGGGCGCUGUCGGUCAUGUAACCGCUGCUGUUGGAAGCCGCUUCUUCGGACCCUACUUCCCCGAUGGCAGCACUGAGAAGACGCAGUGCUACCUCAUCAUGUCACACGACAGCAGUCAAGCUACCAUGCAGCUUGACAAGGACAGACCUCUCAUCAACUUCUCGGGCGUCGGAAAGUCGCACAGAGCCAAGAAGCUGGCGGGCUACUUGGCCAAGCUGACCAACCUAAUCGGCGGAAUCUACGUCGACAGCCCGUUCUAUGCCGCAUUUGGCGAGAAGGAGAUCACCGUCCAUGCCAUUGGUGGAGCUCGUAUCAGCAACGACGGAACUGGCGCCAACGGUGGCGUGAACCACAAGGGUCAAUUGUUCAAGGGUGUCGAAGGCGAUGUGCACGAGGGCUUGAUUGUUUGCGAUGGUACUAUUGUUCCUGCGGCUCUCGGUGUCAACCCGUUCGCGACAAUCACGGCCCUUGCGGAGAGAUCUGUUGAGCACAUCGCCAAGGACUUCCAUAUCGAUGUCGAUCUCAAGACCAAGAACGGCUCUCUGAACUUGUUUGGUCAGCCUGCACACGACCCCUUCAAGGGCGAGCACCCGCCUGUGGCUAGAGUUCAGGAGAUCAUUAAGACUGCUAGAGAUGAUAUGACUCCUGGCAUCGCCUUCACCGAGACUAUGGACGGAUGGAUCCACUUUGGAGAAGAUUCCGAGACAUUGGACUUCCAAAGGGCUACCUUGACUGCCAAGAGCCGCGGCGAAUAUGCUCGUUUCUUCCUCAGCGCCAGGUCAUGGAACACUCACAACCUUGUCCAUGACAAGGAACACGAGGCCAACCUUACCGGUACCUUCACCUGCCCAGCUUUGGGUGGUACUUCCAUGGUCCAGGGCGGCAAGUUCAACUUGUUCAACGACGACCCCAGAUCGCCUGAUACCACCAACCUGACUUACAACUUCCUCAUCUCACAAAAGGAUGGUAAAAAAUUGCACUUCAACGGCUACAAGGUUGUCAACUCAGACGUCGUUUUCAACCCUCUCAACCUCUGGAAGGCCACGACCACUCUUUACUGCACCAUUACUGAGGUUGACGAGGAUGAGCAACCCGUCCAUAACAAGGUUCGCGGUAAGGGUGUCAUCCACAUACGCCCGACUGCCUUCCUCCAAGAGUGCACCACCAUGGAGGCAACUGGAUCCAGCCUCUACGCCAAGGUCUCUUCCACCGCCAACUUCCUCGGGUACUUCACCGCCAAAGCGGCUGGUGCCUUCCUCACGCCUUUUAUUCCUCAGAUCUGGCCCAGUCUUCCCUUCAACAGCUAUCAAAAUCCCACACCCUGGUCUGAAGAGAUCACAGUCGAGGCCAACGAUCGCGUCAAAACCAAGCUUUACAUGUGGGAGCCGCAGACUAUUGGCGGCGAUGCUAGCAAUGCCCCGAUUUUGUUGUUCAUUCCCGGCGCCGCCCUCGACCAGCAGAUCUUUGCUUUGCCUACCAUUGAGAAGAACGCGGUCAACUACUUCCGAGCCAAGGGAUACCGCGUGUACUCCAUGGUCCACCGUGUCGGCAAAACCAUUGUUGCUCAACAGAACUGGACCACAUAUGACGCCCGCCGUGAUAUCCAGGCGGCUCUCAAGAAGAUUCGCAAGAAGCACGCCAUCGUUGACAGGCUGGAUGGUAGCGGCCCAUCGACGACGACAUACGUCGUAGCACACUGUGCUGGAUCUCUUGCCCUUGCGUCAGGUCUGCUUGACGGAAGCAUUCCGCGGCAAUGGCUUAGUGGUGUUACCGCUUCUCAGGUCUUCAUGAACCCCAAGUUCUCCAAGGUCAAUCAUGUCAAGGCUAGCCUCCCCAUCUCCAUGGCCAACAUCUACAACCUCAUUCAGGGCAAGUGGUUUGACUGCACCAGCACACCUCGUGAUGGAUACAUCCAGCAAGGUAUCAACCAGUUGCUUCGCUUCUAUCCCGUUGGUCAUCGCAAUGAGAUUUGCAAUUCCGUCGUCUGCCAUCGCAGCUCCCUUGCUUUUGGCCGGCUCUGGUCUCACAAGGGACUCAACGAGGCCACUCACUCUCAAUUAGAGAACUUCAUCGGUGGAGCCUCAAUGGCGAACUUGAACCACCUGAUGUACCAAGGCACUCACGGUUUCGCGACCGACUCGCAGAAUGAGAACCUCGUCACACCGCAGAAUAUUGCCCGCCUCAAGGGCCUGCCCAUCUUCUUCUUCUCUGGAUCCGAGAACGAGGUCUACGCGCCCGAGAACACCGACACGUCCUUCACCACUCUCACCGAGGCCAACGGUGGCGUCUGUUACGAGAGACAGGUGUUCCAGCACCGUGGCCACUUGGACGCGUGGAUGAGCCCGACCGCCCACAAGGACAUUUUCCCCCGUGUUGAGCAGCACAUCCAAAACGUCAUGAACGAGAAGUAUUCACGACUUGAAAAGUAUACCUCGGGAAACCUGCUUGGUUUGAAGAAGUGA